Vespa velutina is the source of this 9616-nucleotide messenger RNA. RefSeq names its product protein smoothened (gene smo). Bases 406 to 3402 code for a protein of 998 amino acids. Gene Ontology annotation, cellular component: plasma membrane; dendrite; cilium. NCBI's taxonomy places the organism in Eukaryota, Metazoa, Arthropoda, Insecta, Hymenoptera, Vespidae. The record is from RefSeq and is a predicted model, not a curated record. Gene Ontology annotation, molecular function: patched binding; transmembrane signaling receptor activity. Gene Ontology annotation, biological process: commissural neuron axon guidance; positive regulation of smoothened signaling pathway; smoothened signaling pathway. The transcript has 7 exons.
UCUCAUGUAAAAAUUCAAGUAUUAUUUAUUUGUCCAAGGAUUAGGAAAGAAAAAAGAAAUUAAAUAAAAAACAAAGAAAAAAAAAAAACAAGAAGAAGAAAGAAAAAGAAAGAGAGAAACAUGUAGCGCUGCCAGUGAAUUAUGUACGAAACAGUCUAGCAGCUUGGUACAUUCAAACUUGGGAAAUGCGAAACAAUGCGAAGUGUGGUAUGGGCGAACGGCGGCCGUCGUGGGUGGUCCAAGUGGUUCUGAGAGCAAGCUUGUCUCGUGUGUGGUCCAAACCGUUCGUACACUGGACGCGACUAUCGCUCUGCCGCCAGAAGAUGCGAGACACUUUGCCCGUACAAAAGGGAGGCCUUUCUCCGUGGCUAAUCGAGAUUAGCUGAAGGAAAUAUUUCUAUCUCUAUGCCUGAGAUUAUGAUCUUGUUAAUAUGUUGCAUGCUUAUACUUCAUGGUGUCAAGUCAGAAUUGGAACAUACUUUUACUGGUAAUUCUAAUAAUGAAAAUAAAACAUGGAAGGACUUAGAUUUGAGUCACAGACACAGAAUCAAGGAUUCCAAUUAUCUGCUGGACAGGUAUCCUUUGGGAGAACUACCUACUGAUUCUGAGAACUGUCGUAGACCUGCAAAAUGUAUACCUUUACAGAAAAACACUUGUAUGGGUACCAGAUUACCUUAUGCAUCUACCACAUUAGAUCUUGUAUCUGAAUAUACAACACAAAAAAUAAUCGAGGAAAAGUUAUAUUUACUACAAGCAUUAAGACAUAUACCAAAGUGUUGGGCAGUUGUACAACCAUUUUUAUGCUCAAUAUUUAUGCCAAAAUGCAUAAACGAUACGGUUGAUUUGCCAUCUCAAGAAAUGUGUAAGAUGGUAUCAGGACCCUGCAGAAUAGUAUUUAAUCAUACUAUUUGGCCAAGUUUUGUUAAAUGCGAGAAUACAAAACUUUUUCCAAGAUUAUGUAAAAAUGAUAUAAGAGAAUUGAAAUUCAAUACGUCAGGUAAAUGUUUAAAACCAUUGAUCCCUACCGAUAAUGCACUUGCAAUUUUUGAGGGUGUAGACGGAUGUGGUACACAGUGCAAUGAUCCAUUUUUUACAUUGGAUGAACAAAAACAAAUUCAUUCUUUCAUUGCUUGGGCUGCUGGUAUUUGUUGUAUGUUUAAUUUUUUUACUGUGGUUACAUUUUUAAUAGACUGGAGAAGUGCAAAUAAAUAUCCCGCAUUAGUUAUAUUUUAUAUAAAUUGCUGUUUUAUGGUAUCUUGUAUAGGAUGGCUAGUACAAUUUACUCCUGGAAGUAGAGAUGUGAUUGUAUGCCGUAAAGAUGGAACAUUAAGAAUGAGUGAACCAAGGUAUGUUUUAUCAUUUUGGUAUUGCAUAAAAAGGCAAAUUUAUGUAAUAAAGUUUAUAGACUAUAUGUAUAUUAUAAUUUUCAGUGGAGAAAACUUAUCUUGUGUUGUUGUUUUUGUACUCGUUUAUUAUUCGCUGAUGGCUGCAAUGGUGUGGUUUGUAAUUCUAACGUAUGCUUGGCAUAUGAGUUUUCAAGCUCUUGGUAAAAUUCAAGAUAGGAUCGAUAAAAAGGGCGCUUAUUUCCAUCUGAUCGCUUGGUGUUUACCGCUUGUUUUAACGGUAACGAUUAUGGCAUUGGGAGAAAUAGAUGGUAAUAGUGUUACGGGUAUCUGUUUCGUGGGUUAUACGAAUCAUGCAGUAAGAGCUUGGUUUCUGCUUGGACCAGUGUUAAUUGUUUUACUGGUUGGAGGAUACUUUUUAUCAAGAGGAUUGAUCACACUUAUUCGCUUAAAAAUAAGUAGUCAGGAAAUUAUAUCAGAAAGAGCAAGUUCUAAAAUAAGAGAAACUAUUGUUAGAAUGGGCCUGUUUUCCAUUUUUACAUUUGCAGCAGUUGUAGUGACCUGCUAUUGUCAUAUUCAUGAAUUUCAGCAUUCUUGGCAAUGGCGACAAAGUUUUCGCGAUUAUAUGAUAUGUUCGAUAACGACAAAGUACGCAGAAAUAUCUGAAUGUAAAAUGGAAGCAAGACCAAGCGCUGCCAAGUUGCAGUUGCAUUUACUUUCACCAUUUUUCGCUGGUAUACUUAUGUCAUCAUGGGUUUGGACAGGAUCCACGGUAGAUACAUGGACUAGAUUUCUCCGACGGACUUUUAAUUGUGAAUCAGAAGAACCGAUAAGAUUGAAGAAACACAAAGUUAUAGCACAAGCUUUUGCAAAACGCAAGACUUUCAACAAUGCUGGUCGUUUAUCGAUUAGUUUUCAUAAUACUCACGAAGAUCCGGUAGGACUGAAUUUUGAUCUCAACUCGGUAGCUUCGCAAGACUUUAGUUCAACUUGGGCUGCUGCUUUGCCAAAACUAGUAACAAGGAGAGGUGCACUUGUAGGUGGAACAACUGGUUCGGUAUCAAGCAACAGAAGAAAUUCAGUUGAUUCUGAAAUAAGUUUCAGCGUGAGACGUGUCUCUGUGGAAUCUAGAAGAAAUUCAUUGGAUUCUCAGAUAUCCGUUCAGAUUGCUGAACUGAAAACAACGAGAAAAGUGGCAGGAAGUGCCCGUGGACGUCGUGGAAAGCGUAGAAGAGAUUUUGCAAAAUCAAGAUCUGGAAAAGUUGGUCCACUUUUUCGACGAGGUAGUACUACGUCCCAAGAGAGUCAGCUGGGUGCACAAAUACUUUCAGCAUUGACCAUUGGUGGUACAUCCAAGAUACCACCUAUUCAAGUGCCUAAUAUGAAAAGACGAUCAGCUAGUGCUGGAUUAGAUGAGCGAGUUUUAAACUCUAAAAUGCUCGAAGGGAAAGGCCCGGGUAUGCUUCUACCAUUUUUAUUUCCAGAUCAAAGCGGCAGCGAUGAAAAUUUAAGUAGCGAAGAAAAAAGACAUCAAGAUAUGAGAGACAAAGAUAUUGAUAUAGAAGCAGGCAAUGUCGAGAAAGAGGAUCAAGAUACGGAUAGCGAUGAUAGUCAGCCCGACGAAGAAACGAAGAUAUUAGAACCGGAAGAACCAUUAGAAAAUAGUAAAAAUAAGACGAGUAAUAAAAGUGCCAAGAGUUAUUGUCACGAAAGCGAUAUUAGAAGUAGGGAAGGUCGUAAAAGCAAAUAUUUGUUACAAGACGAGGCUAUUCUAAAACAUUUGCUUCAAGAAUCUAGCGAAACGAAAUUGAAAUGUGAAACAGAGAAAAAGGACGCAUACAAAAAGGCCGGUAUGGGUGAUCUAGCAUCUAGCUUAACAUCUUGCUGUCCCGAAUUAACGCGGUUAAUGCAAUCGGAUGGACAAACUAACGCAAGAGAAAUAGCUACGCAAACUUCCUUGCCUCUCGAUAUUUUGGAAAUGGAGGAACUGAAACAAAGUAUCGAUGAGAUCAUUAAUAGCAGACAUUGUAGUUCUAAAGGAACGCAAAUGUCACCUUAAUUAAAUAAAAAAAUAAAAAUACUACGAGGUAAGACUGAACAUUAAUACUAAUAAAUAUUGUAUAUCAUUGAAAAAAAGGAAACAUUAAUGUCCGAAGAACAAUAUUCAUUGAUAUGUUCGACCUAACAAUAGUGUGGCAACUAAAGUGUUGAAAUUAUGUAUAUUAUAUGUCUUUAAUAGUUAGGGAUAUACGAUUCUCUUAAAUGGUAUAUCGAAACUUUUUUAAUUAAUGUAAAUGACUUAUGACAUGAUCUGGAUACAUGAUAAUAUUUAUAUAUAUCUAUAUUUUUAUAUAUUUUAUUAUUAUUAAAAUAGUCAUAAAUUUUUUCCCGACGAAUGAUUCAAUCCAUUUAUAAUAUCAGAUUUGCAAGUGUAUCAUAUGUUAAGAAAUAUAAAGUAACUUUCUUUUUUCAUAGAGAAUCAAAUUAUUUCAAUAUACUUACAUAUUUUUUAUACGUACAUUAAAAGAAAAUUUACUUAUACAAGGAUGUUUAUACAUAACAAAUUUAUGUAUAAAAUAUCUUAUAUUUCAAUAGUAGGUAUAAACAAUAUAAACGAUGACUCACAUAUAAUCAUUAAAAAAAUUGUUUAAAUUAAAUUAAUAUAAAAUAUAAAGUAUAAAUGAAUUAUUAGAUUUGUCAAUGAAAUUGUUUUAAACUCAUCCUUGGCAAUAUAAAAGUGCAUUGCGCUUUCUAAAACCUUCUGAAAAUGUUUUUCUCAUUUUCUCUCCCUUUUUCUUUGUCUAUUAUUUGUAAGUUUUUGCGAGACCAGGUUCCUCUUGUUCAGGUUCAAUGGACAUUAUGCUUUCAAAUCUGGGCUGUUAUUCUCUGCUAGGUAUUUUUUACCUAUACCCGAUACAAAUUUAUAUAUGUAUAUAUAUGUAAAUUUAUAUCUUAACUUUAUUUUUUGCUAGAGAACAAGAUUUAUAUACAAGAUUUUUAACGAAUUAAAGAGCGUACAAUGUAUAGAUAUAUAUAUAUCUUGGUUGGUAUAUACCUUUAGUGUGUUUACCUACGUGCACACCAUAUUAAUUCGAUUGCUUUUAUUGUUAUAUUAUUCUCCCAUUAUAAAAAGUACAAAAAUAAUGAUUAUGACGAGUUUCAAUAAGAGCGCAUUUUCCGAAUUUUAUUUACAAUCAAUCACUGUGAUCCAGGCACUCUUAUUUAACGUGUGAAAUUAGUUUUCCCUUGGGGUAAACAAAAAAAAACACAUUUAUUCUAAAGCUAUGGUCAGAAUAACUCAGCUAACAUGCUACGAGCGUCAGUCAGCCUUUUGAGCAAAAUUAACGCAACAACAAAAAAAAAGACUGGAUUAUCGAUUCAGCAUUACUGUAAAAUCUGCCCAUGUGCAUGCAUUAUUUUGGGGGUUGCAGGGAUGGGAAGGCUUUCGUCUGCUUGGUUCUGUUUACUUUUUUCUUGUUUUAUGUUUUGCAUUUUUUUUCUUUUUCUUUUUAAAGAAGAAAAAAAUGUGCAUGUUUCAACAAGUGAAAGAUAAAAGAAAAUUUAUUCACCACCACCGAUGGGAGGCAUAACAUGAUUCGAAGUCACUUGCCAGUGACAAGUUGGCGCGACUACUUGGAAUGAGAUUUGUGUUGUUUAGUUUGUUCGUUACCCCAAACGAGGUUGUUCAGCAUUUCUCCAGCAAAAUAGAGUAUCAACACUAAUGCCAAUAAAACGAUAAAGAAUACUACUCGCAGAGGUGGCGUCAGUACUUCCAUCACUGGGUACACCCAAAUACCACUCAUGAAAUAGAUUACGUGCAUCCUGUACGUAAGAAAUAAUUAUUUCAUUAUAUGUAGAUUCAUAAAAGAAAAGAAAAGAAAAGAAAAAAAAAAGAAAAGAUAAAAAAGACUGGCAAGUUAACUCACCAAAUUAAAUAAGUAAGUGUAAAUGAUAGGAGACCAGCAAGACCAUGUGAUCUUUUAGGAUACUUUCGUGGUGCUAGUAGCAUCUCAAUAAUAGACGACACCAUAAUCAUUGUAUGCAUCAGAUGAUUCAACCACCAUGGAAAAUAUGGAUCCAAUGCCUUUGGUAAUACCAAUUCACGGUCGAUGCACAUUAUCGACCAGAACGUAAUCCCAACGAACUGUAACGAGUAUGAUUAAUACGAUAAUCUUUAUAACGAAAUUAGAAAUUUCGUGUCUUCGUACCAUGGCUAUAGGAAAACUAAGAGUUGCGUACACGUAAUCCUUCAGCUUUCGUAUAAAUGGCGGCUUCUUCGGGCUAACUGCAUUGGUACCAUACCAAUCAUUCAUGAUACAUAUAAAAAAGAAUACAGCUUGUAAUAUCUGAAACAAAUAAUUUCCCAUAUAAAAUAGUCCUUUCCUACAUGGUAAUCAAAUUCAAAUGAUCGAUACUAAAAGGUCUAGGCAUGUAAUAAAAAAACUAUUAGCGUUUGCUAGUGAGAACAUAUAGACGUGAGUCUAUAAAUAGAAUUUGAAUAAGCUUUUAACGAAAUUUUCAUCGUGCAAUGUAGCCAUCGAAAUAAAACAUUGUUGCUAUUUAAUAAAUUAUUUGAACACGUGAUUAGAAAAUUUAAUGGCGUACAAGGAAGAAGCAUGUUUGAUAAAAUUUCGAGUAGAGAUUUCUCGAAAAAAAAAAAAUAAUACAAGGUAACUUUAUAAAUAAUGAAAUUAACACAAAAGAACUAUUUCGAUUAACUAAGGAACGCGUUGGAGGUAAUAAUAAAACCGAGCAGUCGAAACCCGGAAGCAAAUCGAUAGGAAAGGAGAAAGAGUGUAACGAUCGAUAAAUGAGUACUACACCAUCAUACGUAACGAAUGAAAAGUAGACUUUUGUUAUUUACUAUAAUCGGCGUAGUGUAUAGUCUCACUACGGCGAUUUUACGCGGCGCGUGCUUCUCCCCUUUCUAGUUUCAAAGCAAAUCGAGUCGGAUUAUAUCACACUAUUGGUGUCGGCUUAAGUCGACAUGGUAAUACAUCUCCAUAUUUUUUUCCACAUGAAUAUAUUAUGUAUACUCAUAGGUAGUUGCGUUUUCACCGAUUAUAUAAGAAGUUAACUUCAAUGUUGCUUAUAAGAAUAUGGCGCAAUAGUUACAAUCAUAUUAAGCGGUUUACCGUAUAAAUAUUAUUUUUCUCUCGCUCUUCUUUGCCUUAGUUUUGCGAUGUUUAAGUUACAAACGAGUUAUACUUUUCGAAUUAGAAAGAGAAGGAUAGAUACGUAAUAGUAAAUGAAAGACCGUCGGAGUUUUAGAUAAUAUAGAAAGUUAGAGAAAUAAAUAAACGAAAAUGAAAUCAUUUAGAACGAUACUAACCGCGUCCCAAAACGUAAGAAAUUUAAAUCUUCCACCAAAAGCGCUGUGGACCUUCAUGAUAUUCUGUGGCACCACGGUAUACGUAUAAUCAUAAUAAACAGAAUAUGCGAAUUGCAAACAGGCAAUCACGUGAAAUCCUAUGAGAAUGGAUUCUCGCAUCUUGUAGGCUAUUUUUUUUCUUCAAUUCUCUGGAGUCUUCUGGAAUAAUACAUACGCAAUUUCUUUGUUUCUUCUUUUUUAGUAUUUUUCAUUUAGUUUAAGAUUUUCGUUUUAUUUUUCAUGACCUAAAUUAUCGCGAGACAAUUUAGACGUUAAUUACGUUAGGUGAAAUGCUACCACAUUUUCGUAUCUAACACACAUAUAUACGUACAUACGUACAUACAUACAUACGUGCAUAUAUACAUACGUACAUACAUACAUACAUACUCUCUCUCUCUCUCUUUCUCUCUUGUGCUCUCUCACUGUCAACCAGCCGAGACACGAUCGUGUUUGGAUCGAUAACGGAGAUAGCGAAAGAUAGAAACUAGGCCUCGUUGCUAGUGUACCCGAGGGGUUCCUUUAGUCUCCUUCACUUCUUUCUCUUUAAUUCGUUGUCUACUAAAUUUUUUUUCUCUUAUUCUCUUAUUCUCUUACUAUAUCUAUCAAUUAUUUCAUGUUUCGAGAUAAUUAGAUAAAAGAGUUGUAAUCGUUGUCUUUUUUUUUUAUCUUUAUACGAGUUUAAAUAGAUUGAAAUAUCUCUAGGUGUACAUGAACUUUGAUAAAAAAAAAUACUCUACACUUAAAAUGAUUCGUUGCUUAAUAUAGAAUGCGCGCGCGUAUCGGUUGCCUGAUUUUCGGAUACUAUAAUAUUUUUAUCGGAUACUACAAUUUUUUUAUGAUAUUGCUCAUGUUUCAUCAAAUGUUAUCUUGACAUUUUAUUUUUCAUGUCUUUUAUUUACAUUUAUUUUUAUAUUAACUAGAUAAAACUAUAAAUGAUAACGCGUUGAAAAUGCAUACAAAUGCUAUAAAUAAUUUAUAUAUCUUAUAUGUAAAAAAAACUUGAACGUUUUUAUAAGUGUAAUUAUAGCGAAAUCACAUUACAAAAUUUUGUUAUAUAAUCUUCCUGUAAAGCUCUUAUAAGACUUAAGUUCUUAUAAGACGUAAUCAUUUGUCCUUAUUUUCACUGAAUAAUAGCAAAAUAACAUUCACAUUUAUUAAACUUAAUCGUACAUUUCUUUUUUUUAAUUCAACAAUGAAUUCGAAAGACGCAACUCGAAAAAUAAAAGACCGUUUGACUUUUGAGCAUCUCUUUGAAUAAAUAAAAGAAAGAAAGUAAAUAAACAAGAGAGAAAGAGAGAGAGAGAGAGAGAGAUUAUAAAUCACGAGAUGUGUUUCUUCCGCGUUCUCGACGAUGAAGAAAGGGUCAAACUGUUUUUAUCAUCGUCCAUCGACGUAGCUACGUAUCAGCUGCGUGUCCUUUGCACGUGUUUGUCUUUCAGCACAUUCGCUUUUUGUUUUUAUUUUCAUUUUUUUUUAAUUAUUUUUAUUCGCAUGAUCGUGCUCUCUUACUUGUUUUAUUUUCUCUCCCUUUAACAUGCAAAGAAUGUACACUGUAUCUCACGAUUUUUCACUUUUCUCGUGCGAUUUUUGCACUAUUAUUAACAAAUCUUAUCGGCUCUUUUCUUAUUACGUAUACAUACAUUUAUAUGAAAGACAUUUUUGAAAAUUUUCAAAGAGGAAAACCUUAAUAGAUAUCGUUGAAAUUUGAUGAUACGCGAUGUUCGUACUCCGAUCGUCUCGGCGGACUGUAACUUACUGACGGAUGAGAGAAAAAGAGGUGGGAGAGAAAGAGAGAGACAGAGAGAGACAGAGAGAGAGAGAGAGAGAGAGAGAGAGAGAGAGAGAGAGAGAGAACAGAGGAAAGAAAAGGCGUGCGCCGCAUCGUUCGUUGGAUGCUUGUUCACUUCGAGCAUGCGAGUGGCUUUUGGAAAAAGAUAAAGAGAGAGAAAGAGAGGAGAGAAAUUUUGAUGUAACUAGUUGGAAAAAUAAGAGAAUAAAUAAAAACAAAAGAAAAGAAGGAAAAAAGUGAUAAAGCAAAAUAUUAAAGUUCAAUUAUUCAAUUUUCAAAGCAUUCUUGUUUCCUUUCGUACAUUAUACAAUAUAAUCUGGCGAGUUUAACUUCAUCGAUAUAUUUUAUAACGAGUAGAUUAGACGUAAUAUCACAUAUGAGGCUUUGGUAGCUGAGCACAUGGCCACUAAUGUUUCACGUACUAUGUUCCGUCUCACUACUAUUCACUAUUAUACUAAUUCCUGUUUGGAGGGGAAUAUGAUAUCUACUUUCUCGCUCUCUCUCUCUCUUUCUUUCUCUUUCUCUCUCUCUCUCUCUCGAUCUAUCUAUCUAUCUUUCUCAGUCUGUAUGUGUAUUUGUCUCUAUCUAAUCGGCUGUAUUUAUUGUCAAGCGAAUACGCUUCACGUAUUUAUAAAAAUUGGAAUUACUAACAUUAAAUAACCAAAGGAAGUCUAGCGAUUUUUGGAGCAAGUAUAUAUGUAUGUAUAUACAGCGUAAAAAGAGAAAAGGACAAGCAUAAUGUGAAAAACGUACUGUCAUUUAGAAUAAUUUUGCAGGAGGAAAGAGAGGGAUGCGAAAGGAGAGGAGGUAUGCGGCUGAUUUUCUGCGCAGACUAAAAAUGCGCAUGCUUGACAUCAUCAUAAUCGUUGUCGUUUUCUAGGGAAUAUAUAAGUAAACGUCUAUAUCAUACAACUUAGUACUAUAUCUAGGUAUGACAAUGUAAUAUAAUGAUAACAUAAACGGAAUAAAAAAGGAAAACUUGUCGAAUCAUGCUUUUUAAGUGUCAUUACACGAUGUUGAUACAACGUGAAAACUUUUUAUCUCAAAAGUUGAUGUAUAUGUGCAAUGUGUAUUUUGCGUAAACUCGCAAAUAAAAUAAAUUUUUUUUCUUUC